Penaeus monodon (black tiger shrimp) is the source of this 3904-nucleotide messenger RNA. RefSeq names its product zinc finger protein 236-like. Gene Ontology annotation, biological process: regulation of transcription by RNA polymerase II. The record is from RefSeq and is a predicted model, not a curated record. Gene Ontology annotation, molecular function: RNA polymerase II cis-regulatory region sequence-specific DNA binding; DNA-binding transcription factor activity. Lineage: Eukaryota; Metazoa; Arthropoda; Malacostraca; Decapoda; Penaeidae.
CUUGUAAAUGGUUCUAAUAGUGGAUCCAAAAGAUCAGUCGACCUAACCACCAGUCCAUCCUCCGAUAAAAAGAGAAUUCGUGAAAAUGCAGUGAAUGAACAAUUAGAGUCUGAACAGAGAAUUUUCAUCAUGCCCCCAGAAGACAAUAGCCUUCCAUUGGACCUCAGUUGCCGUGGGCCAGUGGUUGUGAAGAAUUAUGGAAGACCAGCUGCAGCAUCAACACCAGAGUCAAGAGAGCACCAUAAUGUUCAUGUCAGUAUAGUAAAAAAUGAAUUUAAUAAUUCUGACACAUCUGAGCCUGGCCCUGCAGAACCACUAAAUCAGACAGUGUUAUCAGAGAGAGGACCCUUAGAAGAUGAAAAUGAGAAUUUGGUAAAUGAAGCAAGAGAAAAAGAGAAGGCUUUUUUCAACAUUGCACAAAAUGAGCAAUAUCUUACUGAAGACUCCACGGGUUUAGAUCCCCCACCACCCCUGCCCUUGUAUGGGGCAGGAGGUGCAUUAAGAAGAAUGCGUGUAAGCAGUGAUGAUGGGCCUCCAAUGGUGUAUAGUGUGCGAUUGUAUGCAGAACAGGUACUUGUGUCCAGGAUUUUAGGGGUCAAUGAAGAGACGGGUGACAAGAUGGAACUGUACAAAUGUUUUAUGUGCAGUGUUGCAUUUCCAUCCAUUUCAAGACUACAAGCUCAUCUAUUUCAGCAUAAGCAACAGUUUGUGUGUUGCAAGUGUAGCUUUUCAUGUGAUUCAAGAGUCCAAUUUUCUCACCAUGUACAGCGUGAACAUCUUUCUCCAUCUAUGCAGUCUAACAGGGAUAAGGAAGAUACAAGAUGUGAUAUGAGUGAUGAUUCCUGUAGUGCAGAGAAUACUGUCACAGUGGCUGCACUUUUAUCUGCUCUUCGGGAGAAGGCUCAAGAAAACAGACCCCAUAGCCUUGCACAGAAAGAAACCUUUGAGGAAGAGGAAGAGAAUGUUAGUGAGGACUCUUACCCAGUUUCCCCAUCAUCUGAAUCGCAAGAAGCAGGAGAAAUACAAGAAGGAAGUACAGGAGAGGAUCUCUUCAAGAUGUAUACGUGUAGAUUUUGUGGCAAAAAAUUUGACCGUGCCUUCUCAUGUAAUCGACAUGAACGUGUGCACACUGGAUACAAACCAUGUUUUUGCCGUGUGUGUGGAAGAGGCUUCUCAGAGCCAAGAAAUUUGAGGCACCAUGUGAUCAGAUUUCAUAGUGAUGGAUCUCUUCGUCACCUUAUUAAAAGAGAUAGACGUAAGAAAGGGGAGGAAGACUCCCCUACUCCUUCCAUAUCACCAGUACCUGUAAAGUAUCCUGAAAAUCGAUUGAAUAAUGUUUUAAAAGAGACUGCAAAUAAACUUAUAUCUACUUCCCAUAUUGAUAUCACAAACUUCUCAGGAAAGCCCACUGGAUUAGAGGCUUCACUAUCUUCAAAAAAUGUGAAUAGGUGUGAGGAUAUUAAUAAAGACCUGAAAAGAUCAUUAACUCCACCUCUGGCAGAAACCAUGAAGGAUCAGACAAAUUCCGAUGUGUCUGCUGCAGUCACAACCUAUACCACAAAUCUCACAAAAAUAAUUGCUGCAUCUUUAGACAAUACUUCACGCAUUAGUAGAAGACAUACAUUAUUUACAGACACAUACAGAGAUGAAUUGGAGCCUGGAGAAAUCAGGCUAGAUAAGCGUUCAAAAAUUAUUGAUGAUGGAGAAAGUGGACGAAGAUUAGUUAUAACUGAUGACCAGGCAGAAGAAGGGCUGGAUCACUCCCCUCAUUUCUCAAACUAUGCUCCAAGGCUAAACAUUGUACAAGAACCGAUAGAUCGGGAUAAAGCUCUAAUGCCUAUCACAGAUGAUAUUGGGCGUACAUUUUUUGAAUGUCCUUACUGCCACAAGUUGUUUGGGAGCACCUCAGAUAUGAACCGCCAUCUUGACUUCCAUGAAGACUUAAGACCAUACAACUGUGAAUACUGUGAUUAUUCAGCUCGAACCAAUAGCCAGCUGAAGGUACACAAGAUGAGACAUGAAGGUAUAAAGUUGUAUAGCUGUGAUGUUUGUAACUAUAACGGGGUUACACAAAGUGAUCUUAAUCGACAUAAAAAAACACAGAGCCAUAUAGCUCGCAGUCAGAAUGUUUGUUCUAUGUGUGGCCUGGGUUUCUAUACUUCCUCUCAAAAACAGGUUCACGUUGUUCAGUGUCACCCCGAAGUAGAAGGUGCUUCAUCAUUAAUCCAGAUGAGUUUAGGACCUCCAGUGGCCCCAUUACUUUCCAGCUCUGAGUACUCUCCACUAACAGGCAAUUCUAGUGUAUCUGUGCAGCCAGCUGCAGCUCAGUAAAACUUCAGUAAUACCAUGUAUGCAUUUGCAAAAUAUUCAAAUGGCAAGAAUUUUUAUUUAUUUAUUUAUUUGUUUAUUUAUUUUAUUUUAUUUUUAUAACAGGAGAAGAGAUGCUAUGGUGUUAGUUUAUGAAGGAAAUUGCUUUACAAAACAAUCUUGCCUUCUUCACUUACAGAAAAAGUAAGAAAUAUUUAAGAAAUAAGAGAAUACUUUUAAUAGAUUUUGCACAUUAGAACUGUAGAAGUACAGAGAGCAAUAGUCACUCAAAAAUUCAAAUCAUUCUGCUCUUAGUACAAACAUUAAUGUCAAGUCCAGAAGAGGGUACAUUUACUGUUUUUCUAAUAGGCAGAAUUUGGUUUUGCCUUUCAGGGCAAGGAUGUGUUCACCCAAGAAAUAUCAGUAAAUCAAGUUUGUUUGUACUCACUGGUGUAAUGAGCUUUAAUUGCUAUGCUGAUUAUGCUAAGAAUUCAAAUGUUGAUUUACUGAGUUAAUAUUCAAGAGAGGAAUAACAGUUCUGAGAAUAUUUUAUAAUUAAAGGGUACUUUCACAGACUGCCCUAUUACUGCAAAACUAUCAUAUAACUUAUGAAGGAUUUUAUUGUAGUAUUCAAGGUAAAUUAUUUAUAUCAGUAUGAAAUUAUUUUAUGUAAAAGAGGAGCAGAUUAUAUUUAGAUACGUGAACAAGAUUUGAUAAUCUCAUAAUUACCUCAGUGUGGUAUAAGGGUUUUGGCUAUUCUUUCCCAUAUAAGAGAAAACACUCGCUAUGAUAUACCUCUUCCUAAUGGUGUGUGCACCAAGAAACACUUCCUCUACUAAUGUGUAGUGAAACACUCAUGAAAUGUAUGUAUUGAAACACUAAUGGCAGAUGGGUAGUAAGAAUGAGUGUAUUUUUUGGUACACAUGCAUGUAAAGUACAAGUGUUUUGAUUUGUGGUAGCUAUGCUUGCUAGCUCUCAGGUAAUACAAGCUUUUCUAUAUGAAUAUUAUUUUAGGUGAUCUUUCAUAAAACUGUUACAAGAGAUGGUUUUUCUCUUAAGAUGUAUGCAUGGGACAUAUCCAUGUAUUUAUGAGGCCAAGUUCUUUACUUUCAUGAACACUGGUAGAUUUUGAGCUACAAAGAAGCAUUGUAUUUGAAUGCUUGAAAAAGGUGCUUUAAGCCAGGACUCCAAUCUCUUGAAAUCCUGGAAAUUUAUUUUAUUUCAAAACUCAAACUCCACCAUUUCCAUUAUUUUUAUGAAUUAUUAGAGGUGUAUAUAUAUCUAAUUGUGGCUAGAUUAUAUUAUUAUUGUUAGACUUGUUUUCCUUAUUGGUUGUUAUUUUCAGUCUUCCUUGUUGAUUGUUAUUUGCACUAUUUGAGUGUGCAUGGAAUGUGCUCCUGUAAUUAUUUAUUAAAUGAUUUAAUUUUCCAGUUAUCAACAUUAUUGAUAUCACAGUAUCUUCGACUUGUGGUACUGUGAUUUUUUUAUACUUAUUUACUUUUCAUUACUUGUUAAGUACAUUAUUUAGAAUGUUCAUGAAUUUCAUGCUGAUGAUAAAUACUGUAUAUUUUUUUCCUUCUUUUAUGAAUUAAUAUAU